ACAUGGUAGGGUAACACACUAGCUAGAGAAAUGAAAAAAGUUAGCCUCUUGCUCUAUCGAAGUGGAGUUGGUGGUCUCUUCACGGAAUGACUGCUUUUGUCACUGGCUGAUAGGUUUGACGUGUACAAGAGAAGCAUUGUGCUUCUUUAGACGUAUAAGAAAGUGUAAAGCAGUGCAAGACUAGUAAGUGUCCUCUAGUUUCUACUAUAUAUAUCUUCAAUAUUCUCUUCAAAUUUUCUGCAUAAAUAUAUAUAAAACCAAUUUGAAAUAUCAGUAGCAGCCUCAAAAGAUGGCGCAGGCAAAUAGCAAUGGCAAAGAUAGUAGAUGGUCUCUUCACGGAAUGACUGCUCUUGUCACUGGUGGAACCAAAGGAAUUGGGUAUGCUAUUGUGGAGGAAUUGGCGGGGCUAGGUGCAACUAUACAUACUUGUUCUCGUAAUGAAGUUCAGCUUAACGACUGCUUGAGCCAAUGGAAAAUGAAAGGUUUUGAUCAAGUCACUGGUUCGGUAUGUGAUGUGGUCUCAAAAGCUCAACGAGAGGAGCUUAUAAACAAGGUCUCAUCACUAUUUCACGGCAAACUUAACAUCCUUAUAAACAACGUGGGAACUGCCGAACUAAAACCAGCAAUCGAGACCACAACUGAAGAUUACUCAUUUAUUAUGAGUACCAAUCUUGAAUCUGCUUACCAUUUUUCCCAACUUGCACAUCCUCUUUUGAAAGCUUCAGGAGCUGGGAACAUUAUUUUUAUGUCUUCUGUUGCUGGCGUUGUAUCAAUUGGGACGGCUAGUAUAUAUGCUGCCACAAAAGGAGCAAUUAACCAGUUGGCAAAAAACUUAGCAUGUGAGUGGGCAAAAGACAACAUAAGGACCAACAGUGUUGCACCUUGGUUCAUCCGAACUCCCCUCACUGAGCCUCUUCUGAGUAACCAAAAUUUUUUGGAGGCUGUCAAUUCUCGAUGCCCUUUAGGACGGACUGGAGAGCCAAAAGAGGUGUCCGCCUUGGUGGCAUUUCUAUGCUUCCCUGCAGCAUCUUACAUAACUGGCCAAACUAUCUGCGUCGAUGGAGGGUUCACUGCCAAUGGCCUCCUCUUCCAAGGACCAUGAAAAAAUUAUUUAUGUGAUUUGUGUGCUUGCUAGUAGUAGGAGAAGCUAGAGGUCUCUCUGGUUUCCUUGUCUUUUGAGUUCGGAACCUUCUGAUCCAUCUAAUAAUAUGCUCUAGUUUGUGGUUUUAUAUGGAGGGCCUUUUAUUUCUUCACUUACUGAGAAGAGAAGUUGUAGCCCUAUAAAGUUACUAGAUAUAAUAAGUUUCUAAAUAUAAUAGUUCGGAAGCUCCUCUGAUAA
This is a messenger RNA of Prunus avium (sweet cherry), 1339 nucleotides long. The record is from RefSeq and is a predicted model, not a curated record. NCBI's taxonomy places the organism in Eukaryota, Viridiplantae, Streptophyta, Magnoliopsida, Rosales, Rosaceae.